Molecule: messenger RNA, 1701 nt
Organism: Pyrenophora tritici-repentis Pt-1C-BFP
Lineage: Eukaryota; Fungi; Ascomycota; Dothideomycetes; Pleosporales; Pleosporaceae
Product: putative ariadne ring protein
Biological process (GO): proteasome-mediated ubiquitin-dependent protein catabolic process; protein linear polyubiquitination
Cellular component (GO): ubiquitin ligase complex
Molecular function (GO): ubiquitin-protein transferase activity; zinc ion binding; ubiquitin binding
Source: RefSeq, a predicted model, not a curated record
AUGGAUGAGCCAGAGAUACAGCGGCAUAUUGAAGGCGCAAAUGCAAACUUCCUCGCUGGCUGUGUAGUUUCAAGGAUCAGUCUGAACUCCAGCGUUAAGAUCACUAACAAGUUUUCUGUCAAAGCCGAUGCCAACACGAUAUUGCUAUCCUGGCGCCGAAACCCCGGUUUAGGAUUUGGCAAAGUGCAGGCAAUACUUCACUCCAUUGCCGGAGCCCUGAAAUUCUACAAUAGAAACAGUCAAGAAAUCCGGGGGCGCUGGAAUACAAACGCUCUUGUGGGAUUCUACCAACCGGAACACGCACUUGAAGCCAUAGGACACUUCAGCAGCCAACCACACAUGGACGUUCACUUGAUAUACAACUUCUACUUUACUACGCCAAGAGAGCUAUACGAUGCUAUCAGGGCUGGUGUACUGGAUGUAAUGGUGCUAGUCCCAGAAGUAGCGCCAUUUUGGCAAGAAGCAAGAAAUGACAAGGUCACAACACGUCUAUCAGGAGCAAAUCAGCAGCAAAUAGUAAACUUGAAAAGGGUAUUGGAAGCCUCGUUUGCCGGACAUAUUGCAACUGCACCAGAGCUGGACCCUGUAACGAAGGGAGAACUAGACAGUGAGACUGCGGAAGAGCUAGGCCUUGCUACGCGACACGAGAUAUGGCACGAGUUCUUCAGCACAGCACCCGGGGCUGUCUGGCUCCAGCAUCUGGCGCGCGACUAUGAAAUGACCAUCAUAAGCGAUAAAUUGCAGCAGCGGCUACGCAUUUACGACCCAUCCGAGAAUGACAAGAAAAUCGAAGAGGUUGAGUACCAGCUCGCAAAGAAGGUAUUUCUGCUCGAGGGGUCAAGGGAAUCACACGUGAUCCAUUUUGGAAAAAAUGCUUUCCGCGAGUUUCUUGCGUCCGACAAAGUCGUAAGGGCGCAGUCAACCCUGGGCGCAUCACAAGUCAGUCUCGACAUUCUCAAGAAAGCCCUCGUCCUGCACUGCCCGUGUGUGGAUGCAUUGUCGCUUGCCUCUGAGCUCAACUUGCCAUUUACAGAACUGGAAAGAACAAAAGACAUUACCACGACGUGUUCUCAAUGUGGCCAAGCUACCGAUCAAAUCCAGUUUUCAGCCUGCAACCACUUCAUCUGCAGGGACUGUUUCAACAACCAAAUCCACGUAUCAGCAUCCGACCUCACGGGCAACUACUUCCCGCUUGUAUGCUGGCACGACGACUGCGAGACGCCCAUCGCCUUGGCCGAUAUCCGCAGAAACACCACCAGCAAAACAUUCGACGCCCUUCUCACCGCCUCUCUGACUCACCACGUCCGGUGUUACCCCGAUCUAUACCGUAACUGCCCGACCACAAACUGCAAGUCCGUGUACCUCCGCCACGGAUCCUACGAGAUCUUCAUCUGUCCAACUUGUCUGGCCCAGACAUGUACCCGAUGCGACUUGCAGGCCCAUGCCCCGUGGACGUGCGAGAGCUACGGGGUGCAUCUUCGCAAUAACAGGCGGAAUGAGGAGCUGCUGGAUGACUACAUGGCGCUCGCUGGUACCAAGGAGUGUCCAAAGUGCGCGACGCUUAUCGAGAAGUGCAUAUACGUCUGUUUGACGUGCGUACCGAACUGGGCCCAUCGAUUACAUGAUUUUGGCGAGAUCUACCAAGCUUUCUCACGCUUGCCUCUGUCUGACGUGUCGAUGAAGAAGAAAGCCAGCGGCUGA